AUGAUUGCAUCUAAAAAUUUUUUAUCUACUUAUAUAAAAAUUCAUGUUUCAUUACGUGGAGCAGCUUUUUCAACAUCUAUUUUAAAUAAAACAAGUAUGAAAAUUGAAAAACCAUUACAAUUAUUAGAGCCUAUGAAUGUACCUCCAAGACUUUUAAUGGGACCAGGACCAAGUAAUAUGAGAAAUGAUAUUCAAGAAUCUACUUGUAAAACAUUAUUAGGACAUUUACAUCCUGAAUUUACUAAAAUAAUGGAUGAUGUUAGAGAAGGAAUUAAGUACUUAUUUCAAACAAGUAACAAAUUAACUUUUGCUGUUAGUGGAACUGGUCAUGCUGGAAUGGAAUGUGCUUUGGUUAAUUUAUUAGAAAAAGAAUCUAAAUUUUUGGUUAUUCAGAAUGGUCUAUGGGGUAGUAGAGCAGCAUCUCUUGCAAAACGAAUGGGAGUUGAUGUAAAAGUUUUGGAAGUAGAAAAUGGAAAAUCUGCUGAUAUUGAAGAAUUUAAAAAUGUUGUUAAAACUUACAAACCUAAUGUUGUUUUUAUUUGUCAUGGUGAAUCUUCAACUGGUGUUAUGCAUCCAUUAAAUGGCUUUGGUAAAAUAUGUCAUGAUAAUAAUGCUCUUUUGCUUGUUGAUACUGUUGCAUCUAUUGGUGGUGCUCCUUUUAAUAGUGAUGAAUUAGAAAUUGAUUGUGUAUACUCAGCUACUCAAAAAGUUCUUAAUGCUCCACCAGGCUUAGCGCCAAUAACAUUUAGUGAUAAAGCUGUUGAACAUAUUAAAAAAAGAAAAACACCUGUUGCAUCAUUUUAUUUUGAUGCGAUGGAAUUAGGAAACUAUUGGGGUUGUUAUGGUGAACAAAGAAGAUAUCAUCAUACAGGAAUGAUUUCAAUGGUUUAUGCUUUACGAGCAGCGUUAGCCGAUAUUGUACAAGAAGGAAUUGAUUGUUCAGUUGCUCGUCAUCAAAAAAAUGCUAAAAUACUUUACAAAAAAUUGAAUGAAAUUGGUUUAGAACCAUUUGUAGAAAAUGAAAAUCUUCGAUUACCAUGUUUAACAACAGUAAAAGUACCAGAGAAUAUAUCUUGGCAACAAGUUAUUAGCUGCAUGAUGGAAAAUGGAAUUGAAAUUGCAGGUGGAUUAGGUGCUACAGCCGGAAAAAUAUGGAGAAUAGGUACAUUUGGUCAAAAUUCAAACCAGGAAACUAUUGAAAAAGUCACAAACCAACUUAAAUUGUGUCUUGAAAAGCAAAAAAAGUAA
Strongyloides ratti is the source of this 1248-nucleotide messenger RNA. RefSeq names its product Serine--pyruvate aminotransferase. The record is from RefSeq and is a predicted model, not a curated record. Gene Ontology annotation, molecular function: L-serine:pyruvate transaminase activity; L-alanine:glyoxylate transaminase activity. The transcript has 2 exons. Gene Ontology annotation, cellular component: peroxisome. Bases 1 to 1248 code for a protein of 415 amino acids. Lineage: Eukaryota; Metazoa; Nematoda; Chromadorea; Rhabditida; Strongyloididae.